AUGUCCAAAGCUGUAGUACAUAACUGUGGCCAUGGUGUCUGUACGCUGCAAGGCAAUGAAAAGCUGUGCAUGUGCGAAAGAUGCCCGCUACCAUCUCAGGCAGGAUUAGCAGGGGGAGGGCCUCCGGGAAUGCCUCAAGGAGGGCCUCCGGGAGGGCUUCCGAUGAUGCCUCAGGGAGGGCCUCCGGGAGGGCUUCCGAUGAUGCCUCAGGGAGGGCCUCCGGGAGGGCUUCCGAUGAUGCCUCAGGGAGGGCCUCCGGGAGGGCUUCCGAUGAUGCCUCAGGGAGGGCCUCCGGGAGGGCUUCCGAUGAUGCCUCAGGGAGGGCCUCCGGGAGGGCUUCCGAUGAUGCCUCAGGGAGGGCCUCCGGGAGGGCUUCCGAUGAUGCCUCAGGGAGGGCCUCCGGGAGGGCUUCCGAUGAUGCCUCAGGGAGGGCCUCCGGGAGGGCUUCCGAUGAUGCCUCAGGGAGGGCCUCCGGGAGGGCUUCCGAUGAUGCCUCAGGGAGGGCCUCUGGGAGGGCUUCCGAUGAUGCCUCAGGGAGGGCCUCCUGGGAGGGCUUCCGAUGAUGCCUCAGGGAGGGCCUCCGGGAGGGCUUCCGAUGAUGCCUCAGGGAGGGCCUCCGGGAGGGCUUCCGAUGAUGCCUCAGGGAGGGCCUCCGGGAGGGCUUCCGGGAAUGCCUCAGGGAGGGCCUCCGGGAGGGCUUCCGGGAAUGCCUCAGGGAGGGCCCUCCGGGAGGGCUUCCGGGAAUGCCUCAGGGAGGGCCUCCGGGAGGGCUUCCGGGAAUGCCUCAGGGAGGGCCUCCGGGAGGGCUUCCGGGAAUGCCUCAGGGAGGGCCUCCGGGAGGGCUUCCGAUAA
This is a messenger RNA of Cooperia oncophora, 852 nucleotides long. Lineage: Eukaryota; Metazoa; Nematoda; Chromadorea; Rhabditida; Trichostrongylidae. The record is from the annotation of a GenBank genome assembly.